Molecule: messenger RNA, 1398 nt
Organism: Leishmania mexicana MHOM/GT/2001/U1103
Lineage: Eukaryota; Euglenozoa; Kinetoplastea; Trypanosomatida; Trypanosomatidae
Product: putative methionine aminopeptidase 2
Exons: 1
Coding region: 1-1398 (465 amino acids)
Biological process (GO): proteolysis
Molecular function (GO): metalloaminopeptidase activity
Source: RefSeq, a predicted model, not a curated record
AUGCCACCAAAGGUUUCUGCGAAAAGCAAGCAGCAGCCCAAGCAGCAGGGCGGCAACAAGAAGGGCAAGGGCAGCAACGAUGACAGCGACGACUUUGACGCGAUAUUGGCGGCAGCAGUGAACGCGUCCAAGGAGGACGCGGCCAAAAACCAUGGGAAUAGCCAUCAGGGUAAGCGCAACAGCAACGGGAAUGGUGCUGCACCGGCCAGUAGGAGCCUCGCUGCGGAGGAGCCAGUUGUGCCGAGCUCGGCCGAUCACCCGGAGAACCCCUACCCGAAGACGGCGGAUGGCUACCCGCGGCAGACGUGGCCAGAGCCGACGGUACCAGUGUCGAAGCAGUUUGCUGCUGGCCAGUUCCCGGCCGGGGAGAUCGUCGACCACCCUGGUGAGAUGAACAACUUCCGACGCAGCAGUGAGGAAAAGCGGGCGUUGGCCCGCGCGAGUGAGCAGCAGGUGCAGGAGAUGCGCGAGGCGGCCGAGGUGCACCGCCAGGUCCGCACCUGGGCACAGAGCUGGAUCAAGCCAGGCCUAUCACUGAUGCUCAUGACGGAUCGCAUCGAGAAGAAGCUGAAUGAGCUGAUUGGCAAGGACGGCAUCCUUCGGGGACAGGCCUUCCCGACAGGAUGCUCGCUGAACAAUGUCGCAGCGCACUACACACCCAAUACCGCUGACGAAAAAGUGGUUUUGACGUAUGAUGACGUCAUGAAGGUCGACUUCGGCACCCACAUCAAUGGCCGCAUCAUCGACUGCGCCUGGACGGUCGCCUUCAAUCCUAUGUUCGACCCGCUGCUGCAGGCCGUGAAGGAGGCGACGUACGAGGGCAUCAAGCAGGCGGGCAUUGACGUCCGUCUCGGCGACAUCGGCGCCGCCAUCGAGGAGGUGAUGGAGUCGCAUGAGGUGGAGAUCAACGGUAAGGUGCACCAGGUGAAGAGCAUCCGAAACUUGUCCGGCCACAACAUCGCCCCCUACAUCAUCCAUAGCGGCAAGAGUGUGCCCAUCGUGAAAGGCGGCGAGCAGACGAAGAUGGAGGAGGGGGAGGUGUUUGCCAUCGAGACCUUCGGUUCCACUGGUCGCGGCUUCGUGAACGAGGAUUUGGAGUGCUCCCACUACAUGAUGCGACCCGGAGCGGAGGUGAUGCAGUUGCGCUCGGAGAAGGCGCAGCAGCUGCUGAAGCACAUCCACAAGUCGUACAGCACGUUGGCGUUCUGCCGCAAAUGGCUCGACCGCGACGGCUUCGAUCGUCACCUCAUGAACCUGAACCGCCUGGUCGAUGAGGGCGCCGUGAACAAGUACCCGCCGCUGGUGGACGUCAAGGGCAGCUAUACAGCUCAAUAUGAGCACACCAUCUACCUCGGCCCAACCGCGAAGGAAAUUCUUUCCAAGGGAAGCGACUACUAG